AUGCAGAACCAGGGAGACGGGAAAAGAUGGCCAAACCUGGAUUCCACGAAGGUUAGAGCUCCAGACGGGGAAGGAGAUCUGGCCGGAGACAACGAGCAUCUAAGUAGCAGGGUAAACAGGGAUGACGGUCGAAGUAGUGAGGCAACAGAAAUCUAUGUUUCAAGCCGCAAAGCAAAGGUCAGAGAUGUAGGGCAAAGACUAUUGAUUUUGCCGGAGCUUGAGGUUCUCGUGUACGUUGAAGUUAGGGUUCUAAGUGCUAGAGCGGGGAGAAAAAAAAAUAAUUUUGGAAAGGAGAGAGAUGGGAGUCAAAGGGAUUUUGGGUUGGGGCAGGGUAUGGGGAAGUGGAAACCAAACUUUUAG
Messenger RNA from Linum trigynum, 360 nucleotides. NCBI's taxonomy places the organism in Eukaryota, Viridiplantae, Streptophyta, Magnoliopsida, Malpighiales, Linaceae. The record is from the annotation of a GenBank genome assembly.